Messenger RNA from Alternaria ventricosa, 1476 nucleotides. RefSeq lists its product as uncharacterized. Lineage: Eukaryota; Fungi; Ascomycota; Dothideomycetes; Pleosporales; Pleosporaceae. The record is from RefSeq and is a predicted model, not a curated record. The transcript has 3 exons. Bases 1 to 1476 code for a protein of 491 amino acids. Gene Ontology annotation, molecular function: protein binding.
AUGGCUCCAGUCGACUGCUACCAGCGCGCUGUGCGUCUGGACCAGUACCUCGCCGUGGCAUACUUCCAGCAGGGUGUGUCAAACUUCCUCAUGGGCGACUUCGAGGAAGCCCUCGCCAACUUCAACGACACACUCCUCUACCUACGCGGAAACAACAACAUCGAUUACGAACAAUUGGGUCUCAAGUUCAAGCUAUACUCCUGCGAGGUGCUCUUCAACCGCGGUCUUUGCUACAUCUACCUCCAGCAAAGAGACGCCGGUCUACAGGAUCUGUCUUUCGCAGCCAAGGAGAAGGUGGUACCCGACCAUGAUGUGAUCGACGAGGCUAUUCGGGAGGAAGCAGAAGGCUACACCGUCUUCUCCAUUCCCGUCGGCAUUGUCUACCGUCCCAACGAAGCCAAGGUUAAGAACUUGAAGACAAAGGACUAUCUUGGAAAAGCCCGCCUGGUUGCUGCUUCAGACCGGGCCAAUGCCUUUACUGGCUUCGCUGGCGCCGAAAUCAAGAAGGGAGGCCAGGCCGCAAAAGAUGACAGAACUGAGGAUAAGAUCUCAUACGCGGCGACCAACCUUGUCAAGCCAGAACUUCAGAGCAGAGCACGCCAGCAGUCAGAACCACCAAUGAACCGUAACAUGUUCCCACCCACACCGCCACCGGAAGCAGACAGGAGGUCUGGCGACAGGAGAUCUGGCGGAGAGCGGAGACCUGCCGCCGAUGCUCCCAUGAGCCGCGCGCAAUCCGUACGAGGCGGUGGCCCUAAGCCCCAGCCUCUGAACCUUGGACGAGCUGCCUUUGAUCAGCAAAGCAACACCGAGCCGCCUCGUCGCCAGCCAACACAGCGCUCCGCAUCUGAACGACCACCACCAAGUCGUUCAGAGUCAAUGCGAGACCGAGGGCAACGCGAUCAGCGGGAUCAGCGGGAUCAGCGAGACCAGCGAGACCGUGACUACAGGCCACGUCGCCGUGGGUCUGACGAUGAUAUCAUUGACGACUACUACGACAACGACCCCUACCCGCCUUCUCGUGGCAGUCGCGGGGCAUACGCUCGCUCAAAACAGAGCAGGCGACCGGCUUACAUUGAGGAAGAAGACGAAGACGACUACGACGGCAGUGAUCUCGAUGACGCCGAGUUUGAAAUGAUGUCUCGCACAAAAUCUAGGAGACGAUCCCCCGCCCGCUCCGCCAGAUCUGGUGGUAGCAACCGCGGUGCAGGCAGCAAAGUCAGAGUGAAGGUCCACUCUAGCGACACACGUUACGUCUUUAUCAGUUCGGAUCAGUUAAUCACUGAAUUCUGGCAACAGAUUCGGGAAAAGUUCGGUGUACGAAACAAGUUCAAGGUGGAGUUCAAAGACGAUGGCGACAUGAUCACCAUGGCCGACCAGGACGAUCUUGACAUGGCCAUCCAGACGGCGAAGAGUGUUGCAAGGAAGGAAGGCAGCGAUAUGGCCAAGAUGGAGGUUUGGGUUAGAGAAGUAUAG